GAGCGUAUUUGCGGAGUUACCGCUCAAUUGGCGCGCCCUGAACGCAACAGCGAUGAUCUUGUUCCUGAUUGGCUGCAUUCAUGACUUAAUUGGCCCCGCCCACUGCCAAAAACAAACAACAAAAAAACACCUGACACAGGUGCUUGUUCACGUCCAAUUUCGUCCACGAUGCCUCCGGCGGCCCCCAAGCCCGCGGACACUUUCUACGAGCCCCUGACGGAGGACGUGGAAGAUCUCCUCGGCCGCUUCCAGCAGAAAGACUCCAUCCGCUUCGACGUCUUCUCGGCCCUUUGGAGAGACAUGCGCUUCUCCGACCUCUUCCGCGGCGUCCCCGGCAUGAGCGACACGCGGCGGUUCAGCAAGGCGGCCAUGGCCACGGCUGCCAAGUACUCCCUGCCCCCUUACUGCCUUAACGUCCGGGUGGGGGGUCUCUACUUGAUGUACGCCUUCUACCACACGCAGCUCGCCGACCCGCCCGUGUUGAUCCGCCUGGCCCUCGGGGAUUGGGAACACAUGCGGACUUUCCUGCAGAAGUUGGCGGUCUGCGGUCACCUGGACGUGGUCUACGUCUUCCGGUCCCUGGUCUCCUCCAAGGCCUUCCACUACACCGCCAUGCCGAUCUUGCUCACCUUCCAGAGGCCCAAGCGGCAGAGCAAGACAGCGUGCCGGGAGAUGCUGGCGAGGACCACCGCGGUGAUGGAGCUCCUCGCCGACGACUCCCUGGCGGAGGUCACCAACGUCCAGACGGUCUACGAGAAGAUGAAGCAGGACGUGGAGGAGGUCCGCCUCCAGACCGCCAUGACGCACCCGCAGUUCGCCGCGCGCUUGAAUGGAAUUUUGAGCGACUUCAUCGCGUGGCAGCAGAACACUUUCCACCCGGGAAAAGACGACCAGCCCGCCUGUGAUGACGACGAAAGCCGCAGCAGAGCGCGUUUAAUGUCGGCCAUCAAGACGAAGAGCUACGGACGCAAAGAAGGUGGACCCAAGUCCGAGAGGCAGUCCCGGGACGUAAACGCGGUGGACUGGUCCAGCUCAGAACCAGAGCAGGGGCAAGACCGCGCCGACACCCGCCGGGUCAAGCCGCUCUCGCUGCGGGCCAGGACGUGGAAGAGUCUCGGGAAGAACACGGAGAAGUCCGAGCUGGCGCCGUGGCUGCUGAGCGCACCUGACCACGAGGGGGUGCCAUUGAGGCGGAAGUGGCAUGGACGCUCCAAUCAAUAACUGCUCACGUUUCAAAACAUUAUUGUGCACUUUAUUUCAUUAUUCAACAGAAUCGAUGUGCGCGUUCGUUUAGUUUCUCAUAUUGUUGCAAAAUUAUUUGUGAAUUAAUAAAUG
Nerophis ophidion (straightnose pipefish) is the source of this 1335-nucleotide messenger RNA. Its product is annotated as snRNA-activating protein complex subunit 1-like. Lineage: Eukaryota; Metazoa; Chordata; Actinopteri; Syngnathiformes; Syngnathidae. The record is from RefSeq and is a predicted model, not a curated record. Gene Ontology annotation, molecular function: sequence-specific DNA binding. The transcript has a single exon. Bases 169 to 1221 code for a protein of 350 amino acids. Gene Ontology annotation, biological process: snRNA transcription by RNA polymerase II; snRNA transcription by RNA polymerase III. Gene Ontology annotation, cellular component: snRNA-activating protein complex.